UCUCUCUCACACACACACACACACACCGAGCUCUAAACCCCAAACCCGCUGUCAGUGCGGUGAAUGCUAUUGACAUCAGCUUAAUGUGAAUCCCGUGCAGGAGGCGAUGUGAGGGGGAGCGACCGAAGCGGAAACAGGAGACGGACUGAGACUGAGGCAGAGGCAGAGUCAGAGUGAGAGGCAGCCUCGCGUGCAGUAGAUCCUCGCCAUGCCGCUGGUUAAAAGGAGCAUUGAGCCCAGGCACCUGUGCAGGGGAGCUCUACCCGAACGAGUCUCCAGUGAGCUUGAGUGUGUCACCAACAGCACUCUGGCAGCCGUCAUCAAGCAGCUUGGUAGCCUCAGUCGGCAUGCAGAAGACAUCUUCGGGGAGCUGUUUAAAGAAGCGAACAGUUUCUGCUUGCGCAUGAGUCACCUGCAGGAGCGCGUGGACCUGCUGGCUGUUAAAGUCACCCAGCUGGAUUCGACCGUGGAGGAAGUCUCACUGCAGGACAUCAACAUGAGGAAGGCGUUUAAGAGCUCCACUAUUCAGGAUCAGCAAGUGGUGUCACGUGCCUCCAUCCCUAACCCUGUCAUGGAGAUCUAUCAGUGUGGAGACAAGCCUCCACCACUCAAUAUCCUUUCCCCGUACAGAGAUGAUAAGAAGGAUGCUCUGAAGUUUUACACAGACCCAUCAUACUUCUUUAACCUCUGGAAGGAGAAAAUGCUGCAAGCAACCGAGGACAAGAGGAAAGAGAAGAGACGUCAGAAGACGAGCGGUCCGGCCCAGGCUCACUCGGCUCAGUCUAAGUCCCUGCUGUCCAGGCAGGCCGCUCCCAGAAGCCCCCUCUUCUGCUCUGAGCAGCAGAAGCAGAUUGAGGAACCAGGUCGUGAGGUUAAAAAGGUUCGAAAAGCCCGGAACCGAAGGCAGGAAUGGAAUGUGCUGGCCUACGACAAAGAAUUUCGUCCAGAUGCCCGCUUUACACCCUCGCCAUAUCACGGCAUGUCAUCAGAGGGCUCACUAUCACCUGACAACAGGUCAUUGUUAUCGGAUGUGGGUGAGCAUUCUUACCCUGGCAGCCCAAACCGACCUGCACAACACACGCCACCAUGCAGCGCUUACUCCACUACAGACGGUAAGGAGCUCAUCCUCACUCCUACUCAGAGCCAGACGCUGCAGCGAGGCUACCGGUCCUCUGGCGCCCAGUCCACUCCGGCUGGGAGAGACACGCUGGGCAGGAUCCAGCCCUCGCACACAACCCCACCUGCUGACCCCACUCUUAACGGCCCUCGUCCGGCUCAAGUCAAAGACUACAGCGGUCAACAAUCCCAACAUUCCGAGCAUUUCAUCCCUCCUGCUCCUCCUCCUCCACCUCCCCCACUCAUCCCCUCAGCUCAGACAGCCUUCGACAGCCCGACCGCUCCCUCCUCCUCCUCUUCCUCCUCCCUUCCUGCCGGCACCAUGGCCUCCCUGUCCCGCUCCUACGGCUCAUCUCCUCCGGCUGCUCCUCCACCACCUCCCUCUGGACCCCCAACACACACGCACCCGCUUACACACAUCCUGCCUCCAGCUGCUGCUGAGAUAGUGGCCCCCAGGAAGGCUCAAGUGCCACUGGUGCCUAUGAGCGACGCCAGGAGCGACCUGUUAGCCGCCAUACGCCGAGGAAUCCAGUUAAGGAAAGUGCAGGAGCAGAGGGAGCUGGAGGCUAAGAAGGAGCCCGUGGGCAACGACGUAGCCACAAUCCUGUCACGCCGCAUCGCCGUGGAGUACAGCGAGUCAGACGAGGACUCCGAGCUGGACGAGAACGAGUGGUCCGAUUGAAGGAGAGAGCAGGAUGACAGAUGAGAGGACAGAAUAAGGCAAAGAAAGAUGAGAUGUUCAGGAGAGAGCACUAGUAAUUCUGCUGAGGGCUACUUUUCUAAAAGUUUGACUAAAUUUGUCCCCAAAGGCUGGAGAAACUUAUAGCCGUACAUGAGAGCUUCCACAGUCGAGGAUUUGCAUGUUUAUAGGUUUAAAAUUACAGUUUAAAUGAUUCAUUUCAUAUCUGAGGCAUGGUGCAGGUGUUCAGAGGGCUUUAGGAAAUACACUGUAUAAGCACAAAAUUGCAGUGCAGGUGAGAUGAAAUGUUUAAAACCCAUCAGCUCACAAAUAAAAUACGGCUGUUUGUGGCAAUCUAGAUUAGACAACAAAGCAAGCUGAGGAAAUUAAAACGUGUGAAUGGAAUAGUUUAAAUAUGAUUUAAUGUGAAUAGUUCUAACAAUAUUUAAAAAAAUAUUUCCAGUCCUCAGAAAAGCGUUCACUCAUAUGAACGUUCUUUGUAGUGUCUAGAGUUUUGUUAAUUCCAGGUCAAAUGGAAGGAAGGUUAACAAGUUAAAGUAAUACAAAGCCUACUGAACGUUAAAACAAAGCUAUACACUAAUCUUAGCUACUAUUGGUAAAAAAUACUUGUAUAUGAUCAUUUCCCACCUGGUUGGACUUUAAAAUCUGGCUCCAUCUUAUAGUCAAAUUGCAAAUGCCAUAUUCAUCUCAUAUUUGUUCGUUUCUGCUUCACGUUUGGCUAGAUGAUUACACUAUGUGGUGUAAUGUAAUCGUUACUGCACCUGGACCGCAAUCCCAUGGGAGUCAGAAAUAAACUCGCACAAGUGUGACAGGCGGUCAGAGAUCAAGCUUGCGAAACAAAGGACGGCUCUGGUGAUUAACAUAGGAAUGUAUUAAACAUGGCAGGUUGCUUGUACCGUGCUGUGUGUAAUGUGUGCAAGACGUGUAGUUAUCUUCUAUAUAUGCUUCAUUCUGUUUAAAGUGACUUUAUGAUUCAGAUGUGGAAGCAAGCCGGGCAAGUGAGCAGGACUGGUCCAGAUGUCUUCAGAAAUGGGAUUUUAAAAAAUGGAAUUUUAAAUGCAGCUGUCCUUUCACCCAAGAUCUAUAGAUUGCUGCAUUGUUUAACAUCUUAUAUAUUUUUUUUCAUGACUCUACCAGCUUGUACCUACAGUAGUCCUUGCUCUGGUGGUUCAAUUUUUAUUACUAAAGCUUAAAUCACUGCGCGUGUCCAGCAGGAUGAAGCCCACACACUAUGACUGUUUCUCCGUAAAAUCACGCUCCAUGUGUUGCCACCAUCUGCCAAGUCCACAGCUUCCCGUACUCAUAUUCUCUCUCAUUCUCCAUCAGUUAUUUUUAUAACUCGUUCGUUCGUUCCUUCAUCUUGUUUGUAGUAGAGCCAGCUGUUAGCCAGUUGUCGACGGUGUGUAAGAAGCUCAAACCUGGCGUAGUUGUCGAAAUCGUAACCAAUCCCACUGCAUCCAGUGUGACGUCCUGGUGCAGCAACAUGAAGGAUAUAAAUGUAUAUUUUAUCUGUGUUUAUUUAGCAAGAUGUAAUAAUAUCUUUAUCUUUCCUUAUUCCAGCGCAGAAAUUGAUAGGAUCUACUGUAUCAUAAAGACAUUCAUCUGGAUUCCUUUUUAAAAUGUUACUUAUUUUCUGCCGUGUGCUAAUGUACCAGAUUUAAUUUAUAAUUUAUUAAGUAUGGGGUGGUUGUUUUUUUUUUUCUUUUCUUUUUUUUGUGGUCUGUGAUUUAAAAUAUUCUGAAUAACUUGAGUAGAUGUGCAGUGAAUAGUGUAGGUUAAUAACCUCUCUUCUCACAGUAAGGUGUUAAAUGCAGAGCUCACUCAUGAAGAGUGGUCUAGCAAUGUACGAAGAAAGAAUAUGACUAAGAAGGAAGAUUAUUAUAAUAUGACUUGAUUAUUAAACAUCAAACCCACUCACAGAUUAAAAGAAGUUAGAAAUAGUGCCAUAGCAUUUGGUCUCGGCGAGGUGGGUUUUUUUUUUUUUUCAACCUUUGUGUCUUUUAUUUUCUACUAUUUGUGUAAUUCUAGCCAAUAAUUGGUCCAAAGUCAAAGCACUUAAAUAUUUUAACUUAUUUUUUAUGUAGAAGCUGAUUUAAGUGCCAGACUUCAAGGGUUUGGAAAGAGUAUUAUUAUUAUUAUUAUUAUCAUUUGCUGUUGUUGUACAUAAUGUCAUAAAAUUUCACUAAACCUGCUUGAAAAGUAUUCUAAGUAAAAGUAAGAGUGUCUUUAAGUAAAAGAAAGCAAGCAUUCAGUGUGUGUUUGUAAAGAAGCUGUAGGCCAGUACCUGCAUGUCCUAAUGGCCAAUAA
Messenger RNA from Clarias gariepinus (North African catfish), 4123 nucleotides. RefSeq lists its product as uncharacterized. The record is from RefSeq and is a predicted model, not a curated record. The coding region runs from base 209 to 1798 and encodes 529 amino acids. Gene Ontology annotation, cellular component: SCAR complex; cytoskeleton. Gene Ontology annotation, molecular function: protein kinase A regulatory subunit binding; Arp2/3 complex binding; actin binding. Gene Ontology annotation, biological process: actin cytoskeleton organization; positive regulation of Arp2/3 complex-mediated actin nucleation. The transcript is spliced from 10 exons. Lineage: Eukaryota; Metazoa; Chordata; Actinopteri; Siluriformes; Clariidae.